GUCCGCCCAUACAGACCUGACUGACUGAGCCGCUGAAGCUCCAUCGUGGGUCGGACUGAAGCGCUAACAGUAUCGCUGUAAACCUGCGCAGCUACCGAGACGACCACGGAAACAUUAACACCGCGUACUGGAAAUGAAUAACCGCCCUUUCUCUGCCUUUUUUCCUCGCCGUAGGCGUUGAAGUCCUGCCUGGAAACUCGUUCUGAAUUUACUAUGAGGACAGACGUUGCUUAAGUUAGGAGCUGCUGCUGCUGGCGAAGGCAGCGAGUUAGCUAGGUUAGCGUUAGCAUGUUAAGCUAAAGCCAGCUAGUUGUCAGUUCGUAUGACGAAUGGUUCCUUUAAAGAGACUCGACAGCGUUAAAGUUCCUUUUCGAGCUGGAAAUCGCGAAAUCUCGUGCUUGAGUUACUGAACAUGCAUGUCGGUUUGGAUGAAUCUGUGGUCCUCGCUGUCAUGUUUGGAUAACGUAAGCUUGAGCCAGUAACGUUAACCCCUUUUUCUUUUACCGUUGAGUUCGGACUGUCUCAGGUUCUUGGAGCGUAAAGGUGAACGCCAAGACGGGCUAGUUACCCUUCACUGUGUAGCAGCGAAACUCCGAUGUCACGAAGGUGGCAGAUACGGGCACAUUUGGACUCCCAAACAGCAAAAUGGAUUAAGUCAACAACAAUAUUUCAGUCAGGAAUUUCAAGUUAAGGUGCGCUGAACAGCAAGCAAGUUGGCUAGCCCUGCUAGCUAGCUUAGCGACGGCGAACCACCAAGUGAAUGUUGCCUCUUGACCACCAGCUGCUUUUGUGUCUAUAAUGGACAUGGAGUUAGCUGCUUGUCCCCCAGCACACCAGAACGGUGAUGUCCACCGGCAGGAGCGUGUUCCAAAGCCAUCCGCCACUGCUAUGAAGAUUCAUCUGUACCACAGCAGCCAGAGUGAGGCAGACUGCGCCCCCCUCUGUUACCCACCAGGAGAAUAUGUGGCUGAACAGCUGGGCAUCGAUGCAGCCAAGGAGUGUGGGGUGUCACCAGUCUACUUCAGCCUUUUCAGACUUUACAGAGAAAGUGACGGAGUCUGGUUAUCACCCAGUCAUAUCCUUCAUUUGGAUGAAUCAGCCAAAGAGAAUUUGAUCUUCAGAAUUAGGUACUACUUUCCUUGCUGGUAUAGCUGUGGAGCCUCUCGAGCUUACCGAUGUGGUGUUACAAAGGGAUCUGAAAGUCCUGUUAUUGAUGACCAUGUUAUGGCUUAUCUUUUUGCCCAGUGGAGGAGUGACUUUGUGAAUGGCUGGGUGAAGCUGUCCAGCAGCCAUGAGACACAAGAAGAGUGCCUUGGUAUGGCUGUGCUAGACAUGAUGAGGAUAGCCAAGGAGAAGCAGCGCUCACCUCUUGAUAUUUACGGUGCUAUAAGUUACAAGUCCUUCCUCCCCAAGGACAUGCGGAUGCAGAUCGAGAACUAUCACUUUGUGACGCGAAAGCGGAUCCGCUAUCGUUUCCGGAAGGUAGUGCAGCAGUUCAGUCAGUGUCGGGCCACGGCUCGUGACCUGAAGCUCAAAUACCUAAUCAACCUGGAGGCGCUGGACUCGGGCUUCUAUACCGAGCACUUCCAGGUUAAAGAGCCCUCCGCUGGCCAGGUGACCAUCAUUGUCUCAGCUGACCAGGGUAUCCAGUGGUGCCGCGAAAAGCACAAAGAUGCCCAGCCAGAGGACCUACAGACAUAUUGCGAUUUCCCUCACGUCAUUGAUAUCAGUAUCCGGCAAGCCAGCAAAGAGUGCUCCAACAAGAGCCGUGUUGUCUCCAUCAACAAGCAAGAUGGCAAAACCCUGGAGCUGGAAUUCUCCUCCCAUGCUGAGGCUCUGUCCUUUGUAUCUCUGAUCGAUGGCUACUACAGGCUGACUGUCGAUGCUCACCACUAUCUCUGCAAAGACGUUGCGCCACCUCGACUGUUGGAGGCCAUUGAAAACUACUGCCAUGGGCCAAUAUCUAUGGAGUUUGCCAUCAGCAAACUGCGCAAGGCUGGAAACCAGCGAGGCCUGUUUGUGCUCCGUUGCAGCCCCAAAGACUACAACAAAUUCUUCUUGACAUUCGCUGUUGGGAUGUACAAUGAGGUGGAAUACAAGCAUUGUCUGAUCAGUAGAUCAGACAGUGGGGAUUAUGUUCUGAGUGGAACUAAGAGGACCUUCAGAAGCAUGCAGGAGCUACUCAAAUGCUACCAAAAAGAGACUGUGAGAUCAGAUGGCAUCGCUUUUCAGUUCAGCAAAUGCUGCCCUCCCAAGGCCAAAGAAAAGUCAAAUCUGCUGGUCUGUUGGAGUAAUAAGGGCUCUGAAGUUCCUAUCUCACCUUCCCUGCAGAGACAGAACAUUAGCCAAAUGGUUUUUCACAAAAUCAAAAAAGAAGACCUUGAGUUUGGGGAGAGUCAAGGCCAGGGGACAUUCACAAAGAUCUUUAGAGGCAUUCGGAAAGAACUGGGAGACUACGGAGAAAUGCAUCAGACAGAUGUCCUCAUUAAAGUCCUUGAUAAAGCACAUAGAAACUAUUCAGAGUCCUUCUUUGAAGCAGCCAGCAUGAUGAGCCAACUCUCCCAUAAGCAUCUGGUACUCACCUACGGCAUCUGUGUGUGUGGCGAGGAGAACAUUAUGGUGCAGGAGUUUGUGAAGUUUGGCUCGUUGGACACGUACUUGAAGAAAAACAAGAACUCAGUCAAUAUCUUGUGGAAACUGGAAGUGGCCAAGCAGCUUGCAUGGGCCAUGCACUUUCUGGAAGAGAAGAACCUGGCUCACGGGAAUGUGUGUGCGAAAAACGUCCUUCUGAUCCGUGAGGAGGAUAGGAAAACGGGCAGCCCUCCCUUCAUUAAACUCAGUGACCCAGGCAUUAGCAUCACAGUGCUGCCUAGAGAGAUUUUGGUGGAGCGAAUCCCAUGGGUGCCUCCUGAAUGUAUUGUGGACCCCAAGAACCUCAGCCUUGCUACGGACAAGUGGAGCUUUGGUGCGACACUUUGGGAGAUUUGUACCGGAGGAGAGAAGCCACUUGCCAACAUGGACAGCUCCAAGAAACACUUGUUCUAUGAGAACUGCCAUCAGUUGCCUGUCCCCAAAUGGACAGAACUAGCAAACCUAAUCAACAGUUGUAUGAACUAUGAGCCAGCAUUCAGAUCAUCCUUCAGAGCAGUCAUUCGUGACCUCAACUGUCUCUCCUGUCCAGAUUAUGAAAUGAUGGUGAUGGAGAGUGACCUGCUGCCCAGUAGGACUGGAGGCCUAGUGUUUGCCACAGGAGCCUUUGAAGAUCAGGAGCCAGUGCAGUUUGAGGAAAGGCAUCUGAUUUUCUUACAGCAACUGGGCAAGGGAAACUUUGGCAGUGUGGAGAUGUGCCGCUAUGACCCCCUGCAGGACAACACUGGUGAAGUUGUGGCAGUGAAGAAGCUUCAGCACAGCACCACUGAGCACAUGCGAGACUUUGAGCGAGAAAUCGAGAUCCUCAAGUCGCUUCAGCAUGAAAACAUUGUGAAGUACAAAGGAGUGUGCUACGGCGCAGGACGGCGAAACCUUCGGCUUGUAAUGGAGUACUUGCCUUAUGGCAGUCUGCGUGAUUACCUCAGCAAGAAUCGAGACCGGAUCGACCACAAAAAGCUUGUACAUUAUGCCUCUCAAAUAUGCAAGGGUAUGGAGUACCUUGCAAACAAACGGUACAUUCAUCGAGAUCUGGCUACUCGAAACAUCUUGGUGGAGAGUGAGUUUCGGGUAAAAAUCGGUGACUUUGGCCUGACUAAGGUCUUGCCUCAGGACAAAGAAUACUACAAGGUCAAAGAGCCUGGAGAAAGCCCAAUAUUCUGGUAUGCUCCUGAAUCUCUAACAGAGAGCAAAUUCUCUGUGGCAUCAGAUGUCUGGAGUUUUGGAGUUGUUCUGUAUGAACUCUUCACCCACAGCGACAAGAUCUGUAGCCCUCCUACCGUUUUCAUGAGUAUGAUGGGAGGAGACAAGCAGGGCCAAACUAUAGUCUAUCAUCUCAUUGAACUCCUGAAACGAGGGAACCGCUUACCCCAGCCAGUGGGCUGCCCAUCUGAGAUGUAUGAGAUCAUGCAGGAAUGUUGGGAUAGCGAUCCCAGCUUUCGGCCGGCCUUCAAGGAGCUCGCUCUGCGAGUGGACCUGUUUCGAGACAGCAGCGACUCGGACAGAUACACCCAAGUGCCUGCGUUUUAA
This is a messenger RNA of Pygocentrus nattereri (red-bellied piranha), 4176 nucleotides long. It is a transcript of the gene jak2b, whose product is annotated as Janus kinase 2b. Gene Ontology annotation, cellular component: cytoskeleton; membrane; cytosol. The coding region runs from base 799 to 4176 and encodes 1125 amino acids. Gene Ontology annotation, biological process: hemopoiesis; cell surface receptor signaling pathway via JAK-STAT; peptidyl-tyrosine phosphorylation. NCBI's taxonomy places the organism in Eukaryota, Metazoa, Chordata, Actinopteri, Characiformes, Serrasalmidae. Gene Ontology annotation, molecular function: non-membrane spanning protein tyrosine kinase activity; ATP binding; histone binding. The transcript has 24 exons. The record is from RefSeq and is a predicted model, not a curated record.